Messenger RNA from Heterobasidion irregulare TC 32-1, 864 nucleotides. RefSeq lists its product as uncharacterized. Gene Ontology annotation, cellular component: nucleus. Gene Ontology annotation, biological process: regulation of transcription by RNA polymerase II. NCBI's taxonomy places the organism in Eukaryota, Fungi, Basidiomycota, Agaricomycetes, Russulales, Bondarzewiaceae. The transcript has 3 exons. The record is from RefSeq and is a predicted model, not a curated record. Gene Ontology annotation, molecular function: DNA-binding transcription factor activity, RNA polymerase II-specific; RNA polymerase II transcription regulatory region sequence-specific DNA binding. Bases 1 to 864 code for a protein of 287 amino acids.
AUGGUCCUGUGCACCCAAUGCUAUCGAGACUUUGCGCAUGAGCAGGCUUUGCAUGCUCACUGCCGUGACAAAGCGGACCACCCCUACUGCACCGCAUGCGAGCGCUUGUUCGUGCAUGACAGAGCGCUGGAACAGCAUCUACAGAGUUCGGCUGCCCAUCAAGAUUCCAGUGAUGAGUACGAGGAAGAAAGCGAAGUCGAGACCGACUCGGAAUCCGAGAGCGAAGAACGUUACUGCCAUGGCUGCACAAGAUGGUUCGUCUCGAGGGAGAGCCUGUAUCAACACCUCGCCAGCAGCUCCAGACACAACUGGUGUUUCGUGUGCUCCCGUGACUUUGGAAGUGAGGCCGCGCUAGAUCAACACUCGUCCUCGCGCGUCCACAAGGAUCGCAACUUCAGAUGUCCCCUCUGCGGCAGCAUGUUUAAAUUUCCAUCGUCGAUCGCCCACCACGUCGAGUCCGGCGCGUGCAAUAACAUUUCUCGGCACCAAGUCACAGCCGCUGUUCACCGUCUCAAUAUAGUGCCCACGAUCUCGCUGUCCCAUCGCAUUACAGGCCCUGGUGGGCCGCCCAUGCGCACGAUCGUCCACUAUUCGGCGACCGAGCAAGCGUUCAAUGGGUCCGCAUAUGAAUGCUACCUCUGCCAUCGCACAUUUCGCACGCUCGCGUCUCUGAACAUGCACCUUGGGUCUGCGGCACACGACGAAGACGAAUUUGAGUGCCCGAAGUGCAAAAAGACAUUCACCCUGAUCUCGGCGCUGGUCCAGCACAUCGAAAGCGAGGUAUGCGGCGCAGCGAGGUUCAAGCAGGUGGAGGACAUAGCGACGCAAAUGACGGGGCAGUUUGCUCGGAUGUUGAGAUUGUGA